AGUUGCUCCUCUUCCUCCUGCGAGCCACGAGUUCGAGGCCCGCGUCCGCCUCUUUCUUCCCCAGCAAGGAAGCAAGCAUGGCGGAGGCGGCUUCCUUUCCGGAGAGGCUCUUCCCGGGGCUCUUCCUGGCGGGGCCGCCCCACCGCGCUGUCACCCGGCCCUCCUCCUUGGCGUCUGGCUGGGGCUCCUAUGGGCAAGUGCAGAGGGAGCAGGAAGAGGAAGAGGAAGAGGAAGUGGAGGAGGAACCGAGGUUCAUCCCCCGCCACAGGAAGGCGCGCCUGGAGACCUGGAAGCCCGCCACGGCCGCCCCGCUGCCCCUCAAGCCCCCCAACGCUGGCUGCAGGAUCCCGGCCGUGCCCCCCGAGGACGUCCUGCACUUGGACCACAUCCCGCCAAACAGCGCCAGCGCUCGGGCCACCCUGGACUUCACGGGGCAGCUGGGCUCCCUCUUCAUGGACCACCCGGACGUGGCCUUUGGCUCCAUGGGGAGGCUCCUCCAGGAGAACUUCUUCCUUGGAAACUCCAGUGUCUCCGUCAAGUCGCAGGGUAAAGUCUGCUGUGUGGCCCGCAUCCUGAGGGACCUGGACAAACAGCCUUGCAGCUCCAGCUGCACCCGCUUUGCGUCCCGGCACCGCUUGCGCCUGGUGGCCAACCUCUGGCGGGACUGGCUCUUCGAGGUGCCGCUGGUGCCGGUGGCGGAGGGCGUGCACCAGGACCUGGCCCAGCGCUGGAGGGGCCUCUCCUUCGAGGACCGCCCUGCGGGGGGGGCCCUGGCCUGGCUGGACGGCCCCCUCGCCCACAAGGGGUGCCUGGUCCACCCGGCCGGAGAGGCCAUGAACCGGCUCUGCUUCCAGGAGGUGGUUCUGAAGCGGGGCCCCUCCGGCCGCUUGGCCCCUCGGACCCUGGGCUCUCCGGCGCGGUUUGAGCUGAACGGCAUGGUGCAGCAGGUGGCGUCCGCACAGGUGGACGGCUGCGACUUCCUGGGGGUGCGCUCGGACUACCACUGCGGGGCCUGGAGGCUGCGGCCAGGAGAAGUGCCAGAGCCAUUAGAGGUGGUGGCCACAGAAGCCCCCUGCUCUUCCAUCUCCGUCAGCCCCCACCUGCCAGGCCAGCUCUCCUUCUGCACCCAACGUGGAGCCGUCUACCUGUGGGACGUGGAAGCCAGGCUCCGGCUCCUGCACCAGGACAAGGAGACCAAGUUCUUCCGCGACCCCUCUCCCUGGCGCUGGAGCGAGUUCACUGCCCACCCGCAGGUGCUCACUCUGGCCGACCGGACCGGCCUGGUGGGCCUCGACCAGAGGGUGGGCUCUGGCUCUCCCUUCGACCUCUUCAAGGUGGGGGCGGAAGCGGAAUGCCAGCGGGGGGAGCGGCUGGUGCUCUCCAAGUACCUGGGCCAGGCACACCCCUUCCAGCACCUGCUGGCCUCUCAGUUCUGCCUCUUCCUGCUGGACGAGCGCUUCCCGCUGGUGCCCCUCCUCCGCUGGGAGCACAUGAUGGAGCGGCCCCCCCUCUUCGCCCAGCUGCUCCCCGCCGGGGGGCCCCACCAGAGCCACAAGCUGAUCCUGGGGGCCCACCACUCGCAGGAGCUCGCCAUGGUGCAGUACACAGGAAGCGGCAGCAGCGCCCCCAGCCAGGUGUGGGGCCCCCCGCAGAGGCUGCCCUGCAUCCGGGACAGCCUGCCCCACUUCCCCCUGCAGACCCCCCUCCGACUCAGCGCCCUCCGCCAGCGCCUCUCCCUCCCCAGCGCAGGCAUCGCGGCUGCCCUUGUCCCGGGGGGCCACCACCACCGGUCCCUUGUGGUCUUCCAUCUCUCCGAGGCGGGCGACCUCUUCUUCCACCCGAUGCUUUGCCAGGAGGAGGAAGAGGAGGAGGAAGAAGAAGAGGGGCGACAAGAGAAGGACCUGGACGCGGAAGAGGGAGAGAAGGGUGUCCCUGUCUCGGAAGGGGACCCCCCGUACGUGCGCUGGCUGAAGGCCUUCCUGGCGGCCUGGGAGGGUCUGCCUUGGGACGCCCAGGGGAGACCCCCCACCCCGUCCACACUCAGCCAGGCCUUCCUCUUCAAGCGGGGGGAGUUGCAGGAGGGGCGGGACGAGGCCCGCUGCAAGGAGGCCCGCCGGCACCUGCGCCGCGCCAUGGAGGAGAGGGGCCUGCUGGGGCCCCUGGGGGACAGGGGCCCCUCCCCGCCUCUGCCCCCACCGGAGAUCCCCCUCAAGGACCUGGACGAGCUCAGCGAGCGGAUGGAGGCCUCCUGGGGGGGCGGCUGGGGGGGCUGGUGGCAGGACAAGCUGGGCCGCAACCUCCACCAGAAGCGCCGGGACUUGCGGGAGAGGCGUCGGCGGGCCAAGAGGGCCCGGGGCCCCGCCAGCCUCUCCGGGAGCUUUGUAUCCUCCACCAGCGGCCCCUCUGAGUUCAGUGACUCCUCUUGUGGGGCCAGCAGACCCCGGCCGAGGCGGACCCCUGCCCCAAAAAGAACGGAGAGCCCGCCUCUCCCUUUGCCGGCCGCGGCUUCCCAAGAGGCCGAGACGGAGACGGAGGACCCCCUCGGGGGGCUGCUCUCCUCCCAGACGCUGAGGGCCAAGGGCAUCCCGCGGGAGAGGAGGCGCACCCUCCGGCAGUACCUCGCCCUCUGGGACCCCCAGAAGGAGGGGGAGGGGGAAGCGGCAGUCACGCAAGACCCCCAAGCGGACCCCCCAGGGCUGCCCCUCAGCCAGGCUUCCAGGGGGACCACGUGCUCCCAGGGCUCCUCCUCACAGCGGGCCAAGAAGAAGGCGCGCAUGGGGUUCUGAUGGGACCCCCGACCCGUGAGAAAACAAGGGGGGGGGGUAAGAACUUUUGCACAAAGAAUGACAUUGGACUUCCAGAUUCUGUAUGCGAGGGUGGAAUGAAAAGUAAUGCCUCCCCCUUCACUACAUAGUUUGGCCCUAGUUUUGCAAUUGAAGGGAGUCCGAAGCAGGCCUUCCCUCCAGGACUCCCACUCCCACAUUCGCAUGUCAACUGUACUGGCCACUUUGCAAUAAAGCCAUGUUUUUAUA
This is a messenger RNA of Anolis sagrei ordinatus, 3032 nucleotides long. The record is from RefSeq and is a predicted model, not a curated record. Lineage: Eukaryota; Metazoa; Chordata; Lepidosauria; Squamata; Anolidae.